UUCUUGUGAGCCGUGUAAAGCAUUUUUUAGAAGAAACGCGUUGAAAAACACUUUUGAAUGUAACUAUGAAGGAAUGUGUUCGAUUAACAUAUUAACUAGGAAGUUUUGUCAAAAGUGUCGGCUCACCAAGUGCUUGGCAAUCGGUAUGAACGAGGAAUACAUAUUGAAUGACGAGGAGAGACACAUCCGGCGCAUGAAAGUAGAGGCCAAACGUAUGGCAUUGAAGGUUAGUGGCGGACAAACCAUAGCCACACCGCCGACACCCCAUCCCUCGUCGUCGUCGGACACCAAUAGCGAAACAACUAAUAAUACUGACGACAUGUUUGCCACGAAUUCAAAUAUUGAUGCAAACAAAGAGUUAGACUUAGACUAUGCGGUAGACUCUGGCGGGCAAUUGAUCCCAAUCGGUGAUCAGCAACUAACGAAGAUCGGGAAUAGCAAUAAGAAUACGGAUAACUCGCUUGUCAUUCAUAACAAUGACAUAUUGGAUGCGGUGUACCACAGGUCGGCACAGUUUGAGCUGUCUGUCAUACCUAUCGUCAGACCACUGGCGGCAAACAGUAACCGCCUAAACGAUUCCGAGUGCAAAGUACUCGGGCAGUGGUUAAGCGCCGCACAAUUGUUUGCCAUCAAUAUAUCGUCGGACACCGAGACGGCCACACUUACUGACCCGCUGUUUGGUGUGAAAAUGUUUGGCCAUAUAUUUGAAACACAGGUCCGCAGUAUUUCCGCUGUUGUGAAAGACUUGCAGUCAUAUCAAUGGUUGUGCGAAACCGAUCGCAUCGCUCUCCUCAAGAAUAGCUCGUUUGAAAUCAUGAAUUUGCGGUCAAUUAUUAACUACAACCCCGCGAAUGACUAUUUCACUUUACCAACGACAUACGAUUAUGACACUUAUUACACCUAUUCCUACAAUGGCUUCUGGUAUUGGGCGUGGAUUUUCAUAAUCGUCCCGAUUAUUGUCUGCACUUGUAUUGGGAUAUGUGUGCGAAGACGUCGAGAGUUGGCCCGACGAUCGCACCCGCAGUUUAUCAUAACUCAACCCCAGUAUAUGACGGCCAACGGUCCACCCCUUUACGAUCCGCCGCCCAAUUACUUCAUGACUACCGCUAAUGGUGUCCAACAACAGCCCAAGUGCGUUCUGAGUAGUCUUAUUAUCGCAUCAAUAGCAUGUGUUGAGCCGAAAGUGACGCCGACAAGACUCGGAGACGACCAUAAGGUGCAGGACUACUGUUCCCUCACCACCACCUGCGAGGACAACCUAACCGUGUGUAUCGACCACUCCUGUUAUUGCGGACCCAAUUACUACUAUAGCGAUGCCGACGACGAGUGUCUGUAUUACGAUUGUUUAAAGAGUGACCGAAGUGUCUGUCCGUCUUUCCACGACAUCUCCCGACAGUGUGUUAGCGGUCAGUGUGUUUGCGACGACGAGACUGAGCCCGAUGUUAAAAAUGGGGGCAAAUGUUGGCCGAAAAGGUCCGGUUCGGGCUAUGGUGGCGAUGGUAUCAGUGUCUGGGCCUGGGUUUGGGUCGUUAUUAUAAUACCCACUAUUAUUGGUGUGAGUCUUGUUUGGUAUGUGAGACUCAGACGUCGGGCCAAACAAAAGGCCAAUAAGUCAACUGCGCUCACAGUUUCAAAACAUUAA
Molecule: messenger RNA, 1642 nt
Organism: Medioppia subpectinata
Lineage: Eukaryota; Metazoa; Arthropoda; Arachnida; Sarcoptiformes; Oppiidae
Source: the annotation of a GenBank genome assembly